Molecule: messenger RNA, 1397 nt
Organism: Hemibagrus wyckioides
Lineage: Eukaryota; Metazoa; Chordata; Actinopteri; Siluriformes; Bagridae
Gene: angptl8
Product: angiopoietin like 8
Exons: 3
Coding region: 400-1038 (212 amino acids)
Biological process (GO): triglyceride homeostasis; regulation of lipid metabolic process
Source: RefSeq, a predicted model, not a curated record
CAGUUAAGAUCAAACCAGUUUAACAGAAUAUUCACAUCACACCAGUUUAACUGAGUUUUCACACCAGUUUAGAGAACGCGUGUGUGUGUGUGCAUGUACAAACAUGGCACUGAGUUAUGACUGGCAGCCAGGCAACACUGAGCAUGAACAACACCUUUGCCUGAACUACACAAGUCAAGGUCAUGUACAUAGACACUCAAACACAUGCACAACACACACGCACACCCUGACACACACACACUCUCACGUGAACAAGCACAAAGACAAACUGGGUCACUGUGAUUGGACCCAGGCUCAUCUCCACACUGCCCAUCAAGUGUAUAAGAGCUGAUAAGAGGCAGGUGAAGCCUCAGAAGGUGCAGAGCGAGAGGAAGCGAGCGAGACUCACUGCAGCUCUGAAUGAGUGCUGACUUCCACAUGGCAGACACCUUCCUCAGCCGUUCAGGGCCAUUUGCCACGUUCCCCAGCUUCUGUUCAUGGGCCUGUCUGUUCUUGUGGGUAUGUGGGGUUUCUUCCUCUCCUGUGAUACCACGGACUGACUCCAAGGUAGAACUGGUGGAUGACAUGAACGUGCUGAUGUACGGGGUUCUGCAAUUCAGCGAGUCUCUGCAUCACGUGUAUCAGAACACUGAGGCCAAGCUGGAGCGCAUCACACGUGCCAUUACAAACACGGAGCAUCUUGUGAGGCAUCUGGACCAAGAGACAGAACAGACCAUCCGCUCCGAGCGGCAGAUAAAAGACAAGCUCAGUGUCAUCCAGGCUGAGACAGCAGCGCUACAAGCCCAGGCUCAAGAAACCAGAGGACAGGUCUACAAGGUGGAGCGAGAAGAUGUGGCACUAAAGCAAAAACUUUCCAAUCUGGAGGCAACCUUGAAAAGCUUCACCCCGGAUCGGAUCAGAGCACUGCAGGAGAUCACCCAGAAGCACAACACCAUUCUGCAUGACCUGGCGAGCUGGACAGAGAAAAACAAACAGCAGCUGGAAAACCAGAACCAGCAGGUGGUCCAGUUGCAGAAACGGACAAACAGCAGCAUUUAAGCUUCUAUUCCCCAGUCUACAGAGUACACAUGAGCGAUCAGAAACUGGGAGAACUGGUGACUUGUCAGCUCUUUUCAAGAUGGGACAAAUCCCCUCUCAAGCCCAGUGCUAUUAUAUGACACACUGGAAAGUGAUCAACAGGAACUAUGUCCUUUAAUAACACUCCUAAACAAAACAUAUAUUUUCACUUUUCCUUUAUAAACAGACUGUUAAAAAAAAUAAGAAAAAAAAAACCCACAAAAUAUGAGAAAGCCAUUGUGUUGUACUUAAUAUACUAUAUUAUUUUUUUUACUUUAUAAUAAAUGCAAUCUUUAAAAUUUUUUUAACAAAUGUUUCAGAUUGUGGUUUACUGUUAUACU